AUGGGCGGACGUCCUCGCACAUGGGCGACCAGUGCCGCUCUCACCGUGGCAGUUGUCGCCUUCUGCGUCGCUCUCCACGUGCACUGGAGCAUGACCGUCGCAGCGGCUUGCGUUGGCGCCUAUCUCCCGUCGUACUUUGACGGAUCCGAAUACACGGGAGAGCGCUGCUGGCCGUGGUUCGCCGUGUUCAUUGGACGCUGCAUGGGACACGUAUCCGGGACGCUGGAAUUCGAGGAGCCUCUUGAUACCAGGACGCAGUACAUUUUCUGCUCGCACCCGCACGGACUCUUGUCGGCUCACCAUGGGCUCCUUUUGUCGGGUCAGACGUCGCCACCCUUUUAUGAGACAGUCCCCCUCUCACGGCGACGCCAUUUGGCCGCGUCUAUCUGCUUCCGUGUGCCACUCUACCGGGACUAUAUGCUGUGGUCUGGCUGUGUCGAUGCUCGACGCAGUGUGGCAGAAAAGAUGCUUCAAGAUGGCAAGAGUCUGGCGAUUCUAGUGGGAGGGAUUGCAGAGCAGAUGCUGUCUCAACGGGGAGACCAUACGAUCUACGUCAAGAAACGCAAGGGACAUAUCCGCUUGGCGCUCAAGUACGGUGUGCCGAUUGUACCGAGUUAUGCCUUUGGAGAGACGGAUCUCUUCUCGCACUCCAAGACGCUGUUGUCCUUUCGCCAAGCAGUAGCAAAAAAGUUCUCGGUGGCGUUGCUGCUUGGUUUCGGGCGCUCGAAAUGGCGCUUUUGGCUGCCUCACGAAGGAGUGGCGGUCAAUAUGGUCUUUGGUAAGCCCAUUCCUGUCAAAAUGAUGGAUGACCCGAGCGCUGAGCUGAUCGAGAAGUUGCAUGCGCAAUACGAGCAAGAGCUUGUCUGCCUUUUCGACAAGUACAAAACAAAGUACGGCUACGGAAAGUGUACGCUGGUCGUGUGCUAA
Molecule: messenger RNA, 927 nt
Organism: Peronospora matthiolae
Lineage: Eukaryota; Oomycota; Peronosporomycetes; Peronosporales; Peronosporaceae
Source: the annotation of a GenBank genome assembly